UCCGGAAGCUCUUCAAACUGAGGCGCUCAAAUCCCGGAAGUAGUCGUGUGUCGCGUCUCCACGCUCGUCAAAAUCGUUGAUAACACGGAGGCGUCGUGAGGGAUACUGUUUGGACAAAUUCAUUAUCAGCAACCAUGAGUCUGUUAACCAAACCCAAGUCCGAAAUGACUCCUGAGGAACUCCAGAAACGUGAAGAGGAGGAAUUCAACACAGGCCCCCUGUCUGUGCUCACCCAGUCAGUCAAGAACAACACACAAGUCCUCAUCAACUGCCGCAACAAUAAGAAGCUGCUUGGGAGAGUCAAAGCUUUUGACAGGCACUGUAACAUGGUCCUGGAGAAUGUGAAGGAGAUGUGGACGGAGGUUCCAAAGAGUGGCAAAGGAAAGAAAAAGUCCAAGCCUGUGAAUAAGGAUCGCUACAUCUCUAAAAUGUUUCUCAGGGGCGAUUCGGUCAUUGUCGUGCUGCGAAAUCCUCUCAUCACAGGAAAAUGAACUGUCCAGUAGCUUGAGUCACAGGGUCGGUCCCUUUUUUUUCCUUUAUGAAAGCAUUUUGCUUUAGUUAGUGUUGUUCUGUUUCCCAAAGGAAACAAUACUUUCAUUUGCCGACAGCCGCCUUCUGUAUUUUUCAUUUUAAUAAAAAACAAAUGAUUGGUA
Entelurus aequoreus (snake pipefish) is the source of this 653-nucleotide messenger RNA. RefSeq names its product small nuclear ribonucleoprotein D2 polypeptide (gene snrpd2). The transcript has 3 exons. Gene Ontology annotation, molecular function: RNA binding. Gene Ontology annotation, cellular component: U5 snRNP; precatalytic spliceosome; catalytic step 2 spliceosome. The coding region runs from base 135 to 491 and encodes 118 amino acids. The record is from RefSeq and is a predicted model, not a curated record. Gene Ontology annotation, biological process: spliceosomal snRNP assembly; RNA splicing. NCBI's taxonomy places the organism in Eukaryota, Metazoa, Chordata, Actinopteri, Syngnathiformes, Syngnathidae.